Molecule: messenger RNA, 2739 nt
Organism: Cavenderia fasciculata
Lineage: Eukaryota; Evosea; Eumycetozoa; Acytosteliales; Cavenderiaceae
Gene: mus81
Product: crossover junction endonuclease
Exons: 3
Coding region: 1-2739 (912 amino acids)
Biological process (GO): mitotic intra-S DNA damage checkpoint signaling; double-strand break repair via break-induced replication; resolution of meiotic recombination intermediates
Cellular component (GO): nucleus; Holliday junction resolvase complex
Molecular function (GO): DNA binding; crossover junction DNA endonuclease activity; 3'-flap endonuclease activity
Source: RefSeq, a predicted model, not a curated record
AUGACAAGUGUAAAUCAACAUAUUGUAGAUCAUCUCAGCCAACAUGUCCAACAUUUACGAUCACAAGGUGAUAUCAACAAGAUACCUGCAUUCAAGAAAGCGAUAACAUCACUUACUGCAUAUCCAAUACCAAUCUUUUCAGCUAGGGAGUGUGAGAUACUCAAUGGUGUUGGUCCAUCGAUCAGUAAGAUGAUUGAAAGAUUCAUUCAAUCACAACCUACUCGUCAUCCAAUGUAUCCUCAAGGUCCAAAUACUCCUCUAAGACAAAUAUUGAGGAUUAAUCAAGUUGUAUCAUCGUCAUCCCCUUCUCCUACUUCUACAUCAACUCAAUCAUCAUCAUCAUCAUCAACCUCUUUAAAAAAGAAAAGAAAGGAAGGUGAUGGCAAUGACAAUGAUAAUGAUAAUAAUAUUGGACAAACUCAAAUACCUCCAACAAAAAAGAAAAAGAAGAAGAAAUCAAACAAUGAAUUGGAACAUGUUGAAGAAGAACCAAUCAUGAUAACUCCUAUUAAACCGACUAGACAUCAACAUCAACAACAACAACAACAACAAUAUAGAUCACCAGAUUUGAUGGUCCGUAAAUCACCAUCAUUAACACCAACCCAUAAUAAUAUUAAUAAUAAUAAUAAUAAUAAUAAUGGUAGUAUAGACUUUUCAUUUGAUUUUGGUGAUGAUAGUAGUAUUAAUAAUAGUAGUAGUAGUGGUACACAAUCAGCUAGUGAUACUGUUGGUAAUAAUAAUGACAGUAGUAGCAGUAAUAAUAAUAAUAACAAUCAAGGUGACAAUGGAGUAGAUUUAAAUAAUAUAUCAUUUUCAUUCAACUUUGAUGAACCUAUUAGAAUGUCGGUUCCAGAAACACCGUAUCCAUUCAUUCAUCAAAUCAAUCAAUUGAUUAAAAAUGGAAAUGUAAAUGGAAAUAAUGUAAAUAUAAAAGGAACACCAUUACCAUUUGAUCCAUUGUCAUCACCAUCAACAUCAAUGAUGACUACUCCUCCUCCAUCAUCAUCAUCAAAAAAGAAAAUAGAUCGUCAAAGAAUACUAGAUUCCAAUUUAAAAAAGAAUAUUAUUAAUAAUAAUAAUAAUAAUAAUAAUAAGAAAAUUACAACUCCAUUAAAACAACAACAAUCACAUAGUCAAUCAAUUAUUGAUUUAAUAACUCCAACACCAAAUCAAAAGAAAAAGAAUAAUAAUAGUGCAUUAAAAUCAUUAAAAUCACCUUUAUUCUUUAAAUAUCGAUCAUCCAAAUCAAUAUUAUCUGCUGUUAAAUCAACUAUUAAAUCACCAUUUCAACAACAGCCUUCACAAUCACCAUUGAGAUCACCAUUCAGAUCAUCAUCAUCAUCAUCAUCAUAUUCACCAUUUACAAACAACAACAACAACUCACCAAUUAUUUACAAUUCACCACCACCUUCACCAACAACAUCGAAAUCAGGUUCACCAAAAAGAACAUCAUCAACUAAAUCCAAGAAAUAUAGGUCACCUUUAAUUGGAUAUAAUAAUAAUGAUGAUAGAUAUGAUUCACCUUAUAAACCCUCACCUAAAACAUCCUCAACCAUUUAUGAUGAUAAAUCACCAAUCCCCUUUUCACCCUUUUCAUCAAAUCAUCAAAGUUACACCAAUAAUAAUAAUAAUAUUAAUAAUGGUGAUGAUGAUGCUGAUUGUUUCAAUAAUAAUAAUAAUAAUAAUAAUAAUAAUAAUAAUAAUAAUAAUUACGAUACCGGUGUCAUGGAUAUUAAUAAUUUAGAUUGGGAUUUUGAUGAUGAUGACGACAAUGACAAAGAAAAUAAUAAUAUACAGAAUAAUAUUAAUAAUAAUAAUCAUCAUCAAAAUAAUAAUAUACAGAAUAAUACUAAUCAUAAUAAUAAUAAUAAUGUACAGAAUAAUAAUAAUAAGAGUUCUACUUCUUCUUCUUCUGCUUCAUCUUCAUCUUUAUCGUCAGGAAUUAAAUUACCAGAAUUUCAAGAUAUAAUAUGUAUAGUUGAUAAUAGAGAAGUUAAAAGUAAAACGGAUCGUGAUUAUAUUGUUAAUCGGUUAACAAGUGUUCAUGGAAUCAAUGCAGAGACUAGUAAAUUGGAAGUUGGUGAUGUUGUAUGGAUGGCUGUUGAAAAAGGUGGAAAGAAUGCAAAAAGAUGGAUGUUGGAUUUUGUCAUUGAAAGAAAACGUGUUGAUGACCUUAGUAGCUCUAUUAUUGACGGUCGAUACAAAGAACAAAAGUUUAGAUUAAGAAAAUGUGGCUGUCGUAAUAUAUAUUAUCUCGUUGAGGGACAAUUAACUCCAAAUACUGCACCAGUAACGAAUAAUAAUAAUGGAAGUGGUAAAUAUUUUAAACCUGGUGGUGGUGGUGGAUCAUAUCAUCAAUGGGGAUCAGUCAAUUAUAACCUAUCACCCGAUAAAUUAAUGGCAGCUAUGGAAAAGUUGGUCAACAGUAAAUCUACAACAACAACAACAACAACAACUAAACCACCAAUAUCAUCACCAGACCAAAUAACAAUACUUAAACAAUAUUUAUUUAAAGGUGAUUGGAGUAAUGGUGGAUGUGAUUUAGAACAAUUCAACAAACAAAGUCAAAAGAGUAAAACAUUUAAAUUAAAGGAAUUCUUUGCACUUCAAUUAAUGCAAAUUGUUGGGUGUUCCGGUGAAAAGGCCUAUGCAAUUACAUCUAUCUAUCCAACUCCAACUCAUCUUUUAUUUGCUUAUAGAACUAUUCAACAAAAUCAAAACCAAAGUCAAAAAAAUUAA